Oryzias latipes (Japanese medaka) is the source of this 3535-nucleotide messenger RNA. RefSeq names its product neuropilin (NRP) and tolloid (TLL)-like 2a (gene neto2a). Gene Ontology annotation, cellular component: postsynaptic density. Gene Ontology annotation, molecular function: ionotropic glutamate receptor binding. Lineage: Eukaryota; Metazoa; Chordata; Actinopteri; Beloniformes; Adrianichthyidae. The record is from RefSeq and is a predicted model, not a curated record.
UGUGGCGGAGGCAGAGCGCGCGGGAGGAGCUGCGUGAAGUACCGGAAACGGGGAAAAAUACUUUUAAAAAAUAAAUGCAGGGUUGUUUUUGUUCUUUUAUAAGUGAGCAGGUGUUUUUUUUAAUGUAUUUAUCUUUUUAAAUAAUCCAAUAAUGGCAGGAUCUCUGAUCUGAUUUUCAUGUGCACAACAAUGUUUUUGAAACAUUUUCGCCUUUAUAGAUUUUUAGCAAAAGCUUUUAGAGUAAAUAAAUGACUGUUCUUUUAUUAUUUCUGCAGGCAUUUACUAAUUAAUUUUGAAAAACUUAACCGGAAAAAGCUCUCAUCUUCCGCCUGCCUCGCUGGCGUUGGGGACAGUCCACUGUUUGAUGUGAGCAGCAGCAGAGGUUUGAGCGCGCCUCCUCCAGGAGCGGCUCUCACUUCAUGCGGACGGCGCGCGCACACUGUUCCCGCUCCCGCUGCUGCUCCUGGACAUCCCGCCCGCCUCUCCAGACGCGCCAGUCCAUCCCUUUCGUGUCGGUCGGAGCGUGCUCCGGCUUUCUCGGUGAAGAUGCCCGGCUGAGAGGCGCGCAACAGCGUCCAACCGCAGCGGCACCGCCGCCUGACAGCGGAGCUUGUUGCUGGCGGAUCCCAGGAGCGCAGUUCCGCGUAAUGGAUUUACAGAUGUCUGCAGAAAGUUGGAUUUUGUGAGGAGCUUCGUGGAAACCCCAGAGAAUGGACAGAAUACGCGUGAAUUUUUAGAAAAGGCGCUUUGGAAUCACACCAAGAGAGGAGAUGCUCAGAGCGUGGAUCCUCUUCUUUCUCGUGGAAGAGGCCUUCGCUCUGGCGCAGAGGACUAAAGAAUCUCAGAGCAAUCAUGGCGCCCAGACCCAAAACCAGAACGACUGUGGGACUUGGGUGCGCAACAUCAACGGCGGCGUGUUCAUGUCGCCCAACUACCCCAACACCUACCCCCCCAACAAGGAGUGCAUUUACAUCCUGGAAGCUCUCCCUCGACAGAGGAUCCAGCUUUCCUUUGAUAAGAAUUACUACAUCGAGCCGUCCUUCGAGUGCCGCUUUGAUCACAUCGAAGUCCGCGAUGGCCCGUUUGGCUUCUCGCCGCUCAUCGACCGCUUCUGCGGGGGCAAGAACCCGGGUCUGGUCACGUCCACGGGCCGGUUCAUGUGGAUCAAGUUCACCAGCGACGAGGAGCUGGAAGGCCUCGGCUUCCGCGUCACGUACACCUUCAUCGCAGACCCUGACUUCCACCUGCAUGUGGGCGGACUGCUGAAUCCCAUCCCAGACUGUCAGUUUGAAGUUGGUGGAUGGGAUGGGAUUAUCCGCUCCAGUCAGGUGGAAGAGGAGGAGCGGGUGAAGCCCGGCGAUGCUCUGGACUGUAUCUGGACCAUCAGAGCCCCCCCUCAGUCCAAGAUCUACCUGCGCUUCAUCGACUACCAGAUGGAGCACUCCAACGAGUGCAAGAAGAACUUUGUCGCCGUGUACGACGGCAGCAGCGCCAUCGAGAACCUCAAGGCCAAGUUCUGCAGCACGGUGGCCAACGACCUGAUGCUGGACAACGGCGUGGGGGUUGUGAGGAUGUGGGCCGACGAGAAGAGCCGCCUCAGCCGCUUCCGCAUGCUCUUCACCUCCUACAUAGACCCUCCCUGCACAGCCAACACCUUCUUCUGCCACAGCAACAUGUGCAUCAACAACACGCUGGUGUGCAACGGCGUGCAGAACUGCGUCUAUCCUUGGGAUGAAAACCACUGCAAAGAGAAGCGCUCCAAGGGGAUUUUCCAUCAGAUCACCAAGACCCACGGCACAGUUAUCGGCGUCUCCUCGGGCAUCGUCCUUGUGCUGCUCAUCAUCUCCAUCCUGGUGCAGAUGAAGCAGCCGAGGAAAAAGGUUGUGGCCCGCCGCCCUGGCGUUUUCAACAAGGCCGGGUUCCAGGAGGUCUUCGACCCGCCUCACUACGAGCUCUUCUCGCUCCGCGACAAGGAGAUGUCCUCUGACCUAGCUGACCUCUCUGAGGAGCUGGACAGCUUCCACAAGAUGCGGCGCUCCUCCACCAUGUCCCGCUGCGUCCACGAGCAUCACUGCGGCUCCCAAGGCUCCGUCACCACCGCCGGCGGCGGCGGGGGCGGCGGGAGUAUGAAGCACAGCCGCACCACCCUGAGCUCCAUGGAGCUGUCUUACCACAACGACUUCUCCAAGCCCCCGCCCAUGAAGACUUUCAACUCCACCUCCAGCUACAAGAAGAGCUGCUACGGCUACAAGCAGCACGCACAGGCGCACGACUGCGACCAGCAGGUGAUUGAGGACCGCGUGACCGAGGAGAUUCCCUGUGAGAUUUACGGGCGUGGAGCUUCGGGAAUCUCAGGAGGAGCUGCAGGUGGGGGAGCGAUGGGAGGAGGCGGACCUUCGGGGAUCGCAGGAGGAGGGAUCGGAGGGGCCGUAGGAAUAACAGGAGGAGUGGCGAUGGGGGGUGGGAUGGGAAUGGGUGGGCCCAGCGGCAUCGCUGGAGGCAUAGGUGGAGCCAUGGCCGGCGCCUGUGGAACCCUCAGCAUCCGCGGCUCCAGCUCCCGCAACAGCACCACCUUGGUUGACCCCCAGCAGCGCUCCAUAUCCAUGGACUUCUAAAAGGAGACAGGAUUCCUCCCGUUUCCUGGCGCAGCGAUGGAGAGCGCCUCCCUCUCGUGCUCCUCGUGUGGGGAGAACAUGGCGGAAUCAAUAAAAAGCGAGUCUGGAGCCACAGAGCGUUUUCUUCCUGACGGAUAAAAGACGAGGUGGAGGAAUCCCGUGUAAUCUGUCUUUCCAUCUGAGACUUGUCGGAGGAUUCUCUCACUUCCAGAACUAUCAAAGAAAACAUCAAGAGAGACCAAAUUUUUACAUCCAUCCCCGAGCCAUGCUCAGAUAUAUAUGAUAUGACCUAUAGUGUUUCUUCUGAUAAUUUAUUUCUUUAUUUUUGUCUGUGUACGGUACUGUUAAAAGCCAGUAUAUUAUCCAGCCUUAUGGGGACUCUCAGCUAUCAACCUUUUUCAAACAUGGGUCAGAUCAUUUCACCACUGCUUCUCCACAACUCGGGAGGAGGAAUUGCUUUUAUCGGAGCUGAUUAAGGACUGAGGAUUUAUAGUGAUGUUAUAUUCAUAUAAUAAGGAUGUAGUUGUCAUGGUUACCUCACAAACAGAGGAUAUCUUCCACGUCGUCUCUCCUCAGGAUGAGCACACGAAGAGACGAACUUAUUUUGUUACGUAACUGGAAAAAAACAACCAUAGUUAGAGGAUUGUUGCUGUGUGGGAUUAUGUGGAGACUCAAAUUGGCUGUGCGACGGGAUUAAAACAACAAUCUCCCCUCGUUAAAAAAGCCUGUGUUAAGCAGGAGGAAAAACAUCUUUUUUUUUAAGUAUUAUUAUUAUUCUCCCUUAACCAGAGUGUGUCAAACAAGCACAACUUGUUUCCUUAAGUGACAGACUUAUAUUCAGUAGUGGACUCAUUUUAUGAUUUUAAUCACUGGUUGUAUGAUUUAUUUCUGUUGAAUUAAAGGUGAUCUUACUCACAUCA